AUGGAGGAUAUGCCGGUGGGUUUUAGGUUUUAUCCGACAGAAGAAGAGCUCGUGUCGUUUUACCUGGGAAACAAGCUCCGAGGAGAACGACCGGAUAUUGACCUUGUUAUCCCUGUCGUCAACAUUUAUCUGCACAGACCAUGGGACCUCCCACAGCUCGCCGGAGUGGCUAGCUAUGGAGACGACGAGCAGUGGUUUUACUUCAUGCCGGGGCCGGAAAACAUGGCCCGAGGAGGAAAACCGAACAGGCUGACAACAGAAGGAUACUGGAAAGCCACCGGAACUCCCCUUCUUGUGUUCUCCUUAAACAAUCAUCGAGUUAUUGGGGAGAAAAGGACCAUGGUGUUUUACACCGGAAGAGCUCCAAAUGGAACAAAGACUGAAUGGAAGAUUAAUGAGUACAAGGCUGUCCAUGGUGAAGCUUCAGCAUCCGCUCCCCUUUCAGAUUUAGAGCUACGCCAAGAAUUCAGCCUGUGCCGCCUCUACAAGAAGCCUAAGUGCGACCGAGCAUUUGAUCGCCGGCCGUUGGGCGGUGUUACUGCAGUUCGGCGAAGAAUAGCACACCAGCCGCCGCAAGAUAGCGUUCAAACGGCAGCAAUGACAUUACCGCAGAUGGAUAAUAAUCCUCCUGCAAAUGAGAUGAUCGGUGCCGGGAAUAGCUCGCCGGCGGGAGACGCCGUUAUUCCUUCUAAUAAUGCCAUGGGGACCCAAGUAUUUUGGGAUAACUUUACACCUAUAUGGGAUUGGGAAGACUGCUUCAAUCUUCUUUGAGACUUGGUCUAUUACCAUAAUUGUCCAACUAUAGUAAUUUUACCAUUUAAGUUUUAAUUUUAUCCGGCCAGUCAUAUUUUUCACUAUCAAAUUUGUACUUAUUUUAGUGAUCUGAAGGGUUAAAAAAUAUGCUGGAAUUGAGAUGAAACAAUGCCUUCAGAAAACAAAAAUAGAUACAAAUUUGAUAGUCAAAAAUAUUAUUGAAUGGAAUCAAAAAUCAAGAACUAAAGUGUUGAAAUCACUAUACUAGAGAACCUUAAAUACAAAAAUAUGAGUAUAGUUUUAGUCUAUUUCUUGUUGACUUGACAAUCGAAUAACUGAUAACUUCAUGCCAUUUUGAAGGAUUGAAGUUUAGGUCAGUAGAUCGAGUAAAAUGGCUGGAAAACAACUAUGUUAUUAAGAAUUUCAAUGUUUUAAAAUAAAUUUAAGGUAUCUCUGUUUGUGU
Messenger RNA from Ipomoea nil (Japanese morning glory), 1216 nucleotides. Its product is annotated as NAC domain-containing protein 90-like. Lineage: Eukaryota; Viridiplantae; Streptophyta; Magnoliopsida; Solanales; Convolvulaceae. The record is from RefSeq and is a predicted model, not a curated record. Gene Ontology annotation, molecular function: DNA binding. The transcript has 3 exons. Bases 1 to 771 code for a protein of 256 amino acids. Gene Ontology annotation, biological process: regulation of DNA-templated transcription.